AGCCGCGGCAGAGCGGCGUCCAGUUCCCGCUCCCCCGGUCCGCAGGCGGCAGCAGGGUUCCCCCCGCCUCCGCCGCCGCUUUCCCCCUUUCCCCUCAGCGCCCGGCCCGGUGGGCUCCCCCCGCUGCAAAGCCGGAUAUGGCGACCCUGCUCCUGCGAACCCCCCGCUGUCCUUCUCCUCCUCCUCCCCCCGCUGCCGCCGCUACCACUCCCGCCGCCUUCUCCUUCUCCUCCCCGCGGAGCUUUUAAUGGCUCGGACCUCCGGCGGCCAAGCGCGACUGCCCCUGCACCAAGCCGCAGCGAGGAGAGCCCGCGGGAGCCCGCGCAGCCCCAGCCCCGCGCACGAUAUAAGAAACGUGUUUCUCUAAACAUGGGUGAAACAGAGCAGAGACCAACAGCAGGAUCCCGGUUAGGAGCUCAGGAAAAUGCUGGGAUCAGUACUUUGGAACAUGGACAGAAACCUCCUAUGACACCACCAGGAAAACUCGUCUCCAUCAAAAUUCAGAUGCUGGAUGACACGCAAGAAACUUUUGAUGUUCCGGAUACUGUGGGGGAAGAGAGAAAAACAGAACUCGCAUCCGCAGCCUCCAUGCAAAGAGCUCCAGGGAAAGUUCUGCAUGAUGCUGUUUGCAACCAUCUGAACCUUGUUGAAGGCGACUAUUUUGGCCUUGAGUUUCCAGAUCAUAAAAAGAUGAUGGUGUGGCUUGAUCUUUUGAAGCCUGUUAUGAAACAGAUUAGAAGACCAAAGCAUGUUGUUGUAAAAUUUGUGGUAAAAUUCUUCCCACCUGACCAUGCUCAGCUGCAGGAGGAACUGACAAGGUACCUAUUUGCAUUGCAAGUGAAGCAGGACCUGGCACAGGGAAGGCUAACAUGUAAUGAUACCAGCACUGCCCUCUUAGUGUCACACAUAGUACAGUCUGAGAUUGGGGAUUUUGAUGAAACCAUAGAUCGUGAACACUUAGCGAAGAACAAGUAUAUACCUCAGCAAGAAGCACUAGAAGACAAAAUCAUGGAAUUUCACCGUAGUCACAUGGGACAGACACCAGCAGAGUCUGACUUCCAACUUUUGGAGAUUGCCCGUCGGCUGGAGAUGUAUGGAAUACGCUUGCAUCCAGCCAAGGACAGGGAAGGGACAAAAAUCAACCUGGCUGUUGCCAACACAGGCAUUCUGGUGUUUCAGGGUCAUACCAAGAUCAAUGCCUUCAACUGGGCUAAGGUUCGAAAGCUGAGCUUCAAGAGGAAACGUUUUCUUAUCAAACUACGGCCUGAUGUGAAUAGUUCAUUCCAGGAUACCCUGGAAUUCCUUAUGGCCAGUCGAGAUUUCUGCAAGUCUUUCUGGAAGAUCUGUGUGGAGCAUCAUGCCUUUUUCAGACUUUUUGAGGAACCUAAACCAAAGCCUAAACCCGUUCUUUUUUCUAGAGGUUCAUCAUUUAGGUUCAGUGGUCGGACACAGAAGCAAGUUCUUGACUAUGUUAAAGAAGGAGGGCACAAAAAAGUGCAGUUUGAGAGGAAACACAGCAAGAUUCAUUCCAUCAGGAGUCUGACUGCACAGCCUUCAGAACAGCAUCCAGAGGUGCCAAAACAAAGCUCUAGCUUUGCCUAUGGAGACGACAAUGAUGCUGCAGCAGUGCAGAGCUGCCGGCAAGGGAAGGAAUUGAAAGCUUCAGCAGAAGACACUGGACAGCACAAGAGCCCUUCCUUGAAGAAGAGCCCAAAAGAAAGCAAAAAGGUGGAUGGAGCAGUGGUGUCAACAGUGGAGGAAGAAGAGGAGGCUUCUAAGGACAGGAUGCAGCAGAACAGACAGUCACAGCAACCAAGCACAGGUUCUCUGACUGGCAGCCCUCACCUUUCAGAGCUUUCCAUCAAUUCCCAAGGGGGACCAUCAGUUGCAAAUAUGUCUUUAUCUCCAAACUUGAGCCCUGAUGCCAAGCAGUCAUCUCCCUUGAUCAGCCCUUUGCUGACUGACCCAACAUGCAUCAGGACUGAUGAUGAGGAAGAGGUCAAAAGAAAGAGAUUCCCAACUGAGAAAGCUUACUUCAUUGCUAAAGAAGUAGCGACCACAGAACGAACAUACCUGAAGGACCUUGAAGUCAUCACAUCGUGGUUUCAGAGUGCAGUGAGUAAAGAGGAUUGCAUGCCCGAAUCACUGAGAAAUCUCAUUUUCUCCAACUUCGAACCUUUGCACAAAUUUCACACUGGUUUUCUCAAGGAAAUUGAGCAGAGACUUGCUCUGUGGGAAGGCCGCUCUAAUGCUCACAUUAAAGGAGAUUACCAAAGAAUCGGAGAUGUUAUGCUAAAGAACAUUCAGAGUAUGAAGCAACUGACAAUUCACCUGUGGAAGCACAACGAGAUUUUAAUUGAGUUGGAGGAUGGGAUCAAGAACUCUCGCAAGCUGGAGACCUUUUGCAGGGAUUUUGAGCUACAGAAAGUCUGCUACUUGCCUCUGAAUACCUUCCUUCUCAGACCUUUACACAGGCUUAUGCACUACAAGCAGAUAAUGGAGAGGCUUUGCAAACACUACCCACCAAGCCACAUAGACUUCAGGGAUUCAAGAGCUGCUUUGGCUGAGAUUUCUGAAAUGGUGGCUCAGCUCCAUGGCAAUAUGAUAAAGAUGGAGAACUUCCAGAAGCUGCAUGAACUCAAGAAGGACUUGAUAGGCAUAGACAAUCUGGUGAUCCCAGGGAGGGAGUUCAUUAGACUGGGCAGUCUUAGUAAGUUGUCUGGAAAAGGUUUACAGCAACGGAUGUUCUUCCUGUUUAACGAUAUUUUGUUGUACACAAGUAGAGGCCUGACAGCAUCAAAUCAGUUUAAAGUCCACGGCCAUCUUCCGCUGUAUGGCAUGACAAUAGAAGAAAGUGAAGAGGAAUGGGGGGUUCCUUAUUGUCUAACACUACGAGGUCAACACCAGUCCAUCGUUGUCGCUGCAAGUACCCGCGCUGAAAUGGACAAAUGGACGGAGGACAUCCAGAUGGCGAUAGACCUGGCAGAGAAAAGCAGCGGCCCUGCCCCAGAGUUACUGGCCAGCAGCCCACCUGACAAUAAGUCUCCUGAUGAAACUACUGUAGACCAGGAAUCUGAGGACGACCUCAGUGCAUCCCGCACCUCACUCGAACGUCAGUCACCACACCGUGGCAACACUACGGUGCACGUCUGCUGGCACAGAAAUACCAGUGUUUCAAUGAUCGACUUUAGUAUUGCUGUGGAGAACCAGCUGUCUGGAAAUCUCCUAAGAAAAUUCAAAAACAGCAACGGGUGGCAGAAGCUUUGGGUGGUGUUCACCAACUUCUGCAUGUUCUUCUAUAAAUCGCACCAGGACAAUCAUCCUUUAGCCAGCCUUCCCUUACUGGGAUAUUCACUUACCAUUCCUUCCGAAUCUGAAAACAUUCACAAAGAUUAUGUGUUCAAGCUACACUUCAAAUCCCACGUGUACUACUUCAGGGCUGAAAGUGAAUACACAUUUGAAAGAUGGAUGGAAGUGAUCCGAAGUGCCACCAGCUCUGCCUCACGCACUCGAGCGCUGAGUCACAAAGAGCCUCACACCUAUUGACGGCUGAACGAGCCGCCAUGUUGAUUGUCCAGCAGCUGCUGAUUUUCUAGAGGACAUUUGAAACUCUUUUCUCCUUCCAAGUUUAGUAAAACUUACAAUUUGGUAAAAGAAAAGGAAAACGAAAGUAUGGUUUUGCAGAAACUUUCAAAAUUCCUCAGCAAAACUGUUUAAGUUUUCCACAUGUUCAGACUAGCUUACCAUCAUCCCAGUGGCUGCCGUUCGUUUCAUGUCUUGUAUUUUGUCAUUCUGUGCUGUUUUUAGCUUGUGCCAGUAUUAAAAUAUUGUCCCUAUUAGAGUGCCAAAAGACAUUUUGCUGCCUCAAAGAUUGCACCUAAAAAAACAAACAAAACGGCUUCACGAUCUGAAAACUUUCUCCUCUGAGGCAAACACUAUUUCUUCUCUUUUCAUAAAAAUAUAUAUUUUUUUUUUACCAUGUUAAUCUGUAGACUGCUGGAUUUUUAAAUGUAGAUGGACUUUGACAGUAUAGAACAUAAUUAUAUAUACAGCAAGCAGUCUACCAGGAAUGAGAUAACUUUCAGAUUUCAGUUUUUUUCCCCAGUCUUUCUACAUUUAAUCAGCAAGGGAUUACUAAUUUUCUAUCUUUAACAAGGAAACCGUUUACAGCUCGCUCUCAUUUCCCUUCGGGGUUACAAAUCCAUGUGUUAUAAAUAAAGCGUAGGAUUCUUCUCUAACCAUUUUCUUGGUGCAAGUUGACCAAAUUGUUCAUCUGUUGGCUCUGAAAAGUGAAUACUACUUGCAAGAUGAAAAAUUUUUAAAAUAAUCCAGUGCAAUAUUAUUUGGGCUGUUAAUGUACUGUGAAUGGUAUGUACAAGAAGAAAUUAAAGGCUGUGGUGACA
Messenger RNA from Phalacrocorax carbo (great cormorant), 4403 nucleotides. The record is from RefSeq and is a predicted model, not a curated record. Lineage: Eukaryota; Metazoa; Chordata; Aves; Suliformes; Phalacrocoracidae.